AAUGGGCACAAAAAAAUAAAAAUAAUAAAGAACCACCCUCGCAUCUAAUUAACCCUUGACACGGAAGCGCUCUCGGUGUGACCGUCACCGGGUGCUGUGGCGAUGGCGUCCGUGCGAGUGCAAGUGCCGCCCGGCGGAGGCUUCAACUUCGACAACUGCAAGAGGAAUGCUUUCCUCGAGUUGGAGUUUGCCAAGCAAGGUGUCCCACCGCCAAAGGCGAGAAAGACCGGCACCACCAUCGCUGGCAUCAUCUUUAAGGAUGGGGUUGUUCUCGGAGCUGACACUCGUGCAACAGAAGACACCAUUGUUGCCGACAAAAACUGCGAGAAGAUCCACUACUUGGCACCAAACAUGUACUGCUGUGGGGCAGGCACCGCUGCUGACACCGAGAUGACAACGCAGCUCAUCUCGUCCAACCUGGAGCUGCACUCGCUCUCCACGGGGCGGCAGGGACGUGUCGUCACCGCCAACCGCAUGCUCAAGCAGAUGCUGUUCCGGUACCAGGGUCAUAUCGGUGCUUCGCUGGUGCUGGGUGGAGUGGACAUCACCGGCCCUCAGCUGUACAGCAUCCACCCGCACGGCUCCACAGACAAGCUACCCUACGUGACGAUGGGAUCUGGAUCCUUGGCUGCUAUGGCUGUUUUUGAGGAUCGAUUCAAGCCCAAUAUGGAGGAGGAAGAAGCCAAGAAAUUGGUGAGGGAUGCCAUUGCUGCUGGGAUCUUCAAUGACUUGGGCUCUGGUAGCAACAUUGACCUGUGUGUGAUCACAAAGGAGAAGGUGGACUACCUGAGACCCUAUGAGGUGGCCAACAAGAAGGGAGUCCGGCAAAACAGUUACCGCUACAAGCGCGGCACAACAGCAGUGAUCUCGGAGAAAAUCACCCCCAUCAAGUUUGAUGUGGUGGAGGAAGUGGUUCAGACCAUGGAUACCUCUUAAUGCUCAUGCCAGCUGAGAAGAUAGCAACAAGAAAGUGUUUUUCCAUGUGAUUCUGUCCAAUUGAGCGUUGUUCAUUUUUAUGUUUGAGCUCAUUACCAAGGGAGAGAACACAAUCUAAAUUUGGCGGUGACACUACGUAAAUCACUGAUGUCCUGACUGAAGUAAUAUUUUCCGUAAUCAAUGGGGGUGUAUGUAAAAUGGGCCUACAGUGAGCAACAUCACCACCUAUGCAUGGCUCACGACUGUGCAUUACAGCUUACCACACCUUGCAAUAGCACUUCAUCUGACCAUAGCAACUAUAACAGUUACACACUGUAGGUUUUUUUUAGUAUGGGGCAUCCAGUUUGGCUGUUGUAGCUUGGACUACUUGUCUAAAAUGUUAGUUUUGAAGCUCAAAUAAAAAUUACUCAACAGAA
This is a messenger RNA of Lethenteron reissneri (Far Eastern brook lamprey), 1352 nucleotides long. Its product is annotated as proteasome subunit beta type-7-like. Lineage: Eukaryota; Metazoa; Chordata; Hyperoartia; Petromyzontiformes; Petromyzontidae. Gene Ontology annotation, molecular function: threonine-type endopeptidase activity. Gene Ontology annotation, cellular component: cytoplasm; proteasome core complex. The record is from RefSeq and is a predicted model, not a curated record.